Messenger RNA from Neogale vison (American mink), 2198 nucleotides. It is a transcript of the gene EPN3, whose product is annotated as epsin 3. Bases 291 to 2198 code for a protein of 635 amino acids. Gene Ontology annotation, cellular component: endosome; plasma membrane; clathrin vesicle coat. The record is from RefSeq and is a predicted model, not a curated record. The transcript has 10 exons. Gene Ontology annotation, molecular function: clathrin binding; phospholipid binding. Gene Ontology annotation, biological process: endocytosis. Lineage: Eukaryota; Metazoa; Chordata; Mammalia; Carnivora; Mustelidae.
CUUGCCUCUUGCCACCCUCCAGCCCACCGGUUGGAGAGGGAAAGAUGGGUCUGAGUCACUAGUGAGGGGGAGGGCAGGACUUAAACAAGCGUUGGCCGUGGCAUCCCCACAGAAGGCCUGCCAGGCUGGACGGACAGACAGCAGACAGAAGACCCAUGUGGAACCCAAGGAUGCAGCCGCCCUGCUGAGAGCACGGCGGCCCAUUUCUGGAGACCGUGACCUCGAGACGGUGGCCCUCGGCCCCUCACCUCCGGCUGGGGCGGGGGCCGCCCAUCUCCAAGUCCCCAGCCAUGACGACCUCCGCACUGCGGCGCCAGGUCAAGAACAUCGUGCACAACUACUCGGAGGCAGAGAUCAAGGUGCGCGAGGCCACCAGCAAUGACCCGUGGGGCCCGCCCAGCUCGCUCAUGUCCGAGAUCGCCGACCUGACCUUCAACACAGUGGCCUUCGCAGAGGUCAUGGGCAUGCUGUGGCGGCGGCUCAACGACAGCGGCAAGAACUGGCGGCACGUGUACAAGGCGCUGACGCUGCUGGACUACCUGCUCAAGACGGGCUCUGAGCGGGUGGCCCACCAGUGCCGCGAGAACCUCUACACCAUCCAGACGCUCAAGGACUUCCAGUACAUCGACCGGGACGGCAAGGACCAGGGCGUCAACGUGCGUGAGAAGGUCAAGCAGGUGAUGGCCUUGCUCAAGGACGAGGAGCGCCUCCGGCAGGAGCGGACCCACGCCCUCAAGACCAAGGAGCGCAUGGCGCUGGAGGGCACGGGCAUUGGCAGCGGGCAGCUGGGCCUCGGGCGCUCUCGCGGUUCCCCGUCCUCCUACAACUCCUCCUCCUCAUCCCCCCGCUAUACCUCGGACUUGGAGCAGGCCCGGCCCCAGACGUCAGGAGAAGAGGAACUGCAGCUGCAGCUGGCCUUGGCCAUGAGCCGGGAGGAGGCUGAGAAGCCGGUCCCCCCAGCAUCCCACAGGGAUGAGGAUCUACAGCUGCAGCUGGCUCUGCGUCUGAGCCGGCAGGAGCAUGAGAAGGAGGUGAGGUCCUGGCGGGGAGAGGACUCCCCUGUGGCCAAUGGUGCUGGGGCCCCGGUCCGCCAUUGGCAAGACAAAGAGCCGGAGAGAGAAGAAAGAAAGGAGGAGGAGAAGCUGAAAACCAGCCAGUCCUCCAUCCUGGACUUGGCAGACAUCUUCGCACCCACCCCGGCCCCGCCCUCCACCCACUGCUCCGCUGACCCAUGGGACAUCCCAGGUCUCAGGCCGAACACAGAGCCCAGUGGCUCCUCCUGGGGGCCUUCUGCAGACCCCUGGUCUCCUGUUCCCUCAGGAAGCACCCUGUCCAGAAGCCAGCCCUGGGACUUGCCCCCUAUGCUCUCCUCCUCUGAGCCCUGGGGCCGGACCCCAGUGUUGCCCGCCAGACCCCCUUCCACAGACCUCUGGGCACAGAACUCCCCCCAACACAAACUCCCCAACACUGGGGCUGACCCUUGGGGGACCUCAGUGGAGAUCUCCAGUGCACCUGCUCUAGGUGGUACCUCACCCUUUGACCCAUUUGCCAAACCUCCAGUAUCCACAGAGACCAAGGAGGGGCCAGAGUGUGCCCAGGCCCUGCCCUCUGGGAAGCCCAGCAGUCCCGUGGAGCUGGACCUGUUUGGAGACCCCAUCCCCAGUUCCAAGCAAAAUGGCACCAAGGAACCAGAUGCCUUUGACCUGGCUGUACUGGGGGAGACGCUAACCCAGCCCAGCCAGGAGGCCCGAGCAUGCCGGACUCCAGAGUCUUUCCUGGGCCCUUCAGCCUCCUCUUUGGUCAACCUUGAUUCAUUAGUCAAGGCGCCCCAGGCUGCAAAGACCCGAAACCCCUUCCUGACAGGUCUCAGCGCUCCAUCCCCCACCAACCCCUUCGGAGCGGGCGAGCAGGGGAGGCCGACCCUGAACCAGAUGCGCACCGGGUCGCCGGCGCUGGGCUUGGCGGCCAGCGGGCCGGUUGGGACGCCCUUGGGCUCCAUGACCUACAGCGCCUCCCUGCCCCUCCCGCUCAGCAGCGUGCCGGCCGGCGUGACCCUCCCCGCCUCCGUGAGCGUCUUCCCGCAGGCGGGCGCCUUCACGCCGCCGCCCGCGAGCCUGCCGCAGCCACUGCUGCCUACGUCGGGUUCCGCCGGGCCGCUCCAGCUGCCCCCGCAGGCCGGCACCAACCCCUUCCUCUGA